Malania oleifera is the source of this 3047-nucleotide messenger RNA. RefSeq lists its product as uncharacterized. Gene Ontology annotation, molecular function: mRNA binding. NCBI's taxonomy places the organism in Eukaryota, Viridiplantae, Streptophyta, Magnoliopsida, Santalales, Ximeniaceae. Gene Ontology annotation, biological process: post-transcriptional regulation of gene expression. Bases 395 to 2593 code for a protein of 732 amino acids. Gene Ontology annotation, cellular component: cytoplasm. The record is from RefSeq and is a predicted model, not a curated record. The transcript is spliced from 5 exons.
CUCUCUCUCUCUCCUCUUUGUUUUCUCCCCUCUGUGUUUUCUGUGAGUCGCGAGUCUUGCGACUCAUUUUAAUGGCGUGAGCGUGAACAGUAAUAGACCUUUACAUCCAUGCUCAGAACAGCGGUCGCAAUCAAAAUCCAUCUCUAUCUCAGUCUUCAUCUUCUUCCCAAACAACCCGAAUUAAAUCAGGCCGAAAUGAGAUUGAAAUGCGACUAAAAUUUCUUCACUAACCCAUCCAACUUUGGAGGGUGGUUGUCGUCAGACGCGCCUGUUCUUGUUUUCUUGAUAUAUAUGCAGUUUCGCCCAUCUGAAUCGAUUUUCGAUGUGGGUUUUGUGAUUUUGGCAUUGGCUUUUGUGCGUUCUGUUUGUGUUCUUAUAUUUGUAUGGUUUUGCGAUGUUUAAGCAAACCCAGAAAGAAAAAGUUAUAGGAAACAUGAAGAGAGAUGGAGAAGUGGACCCAUACUUCAGUGAGAUCCGCCAUGGAACAUCUCUCAAUAUUCAUCAUCAUCUCCUUAUGGGUGUUCCACCUAUUGGUAGAGUUCCUCUGCAAUCUGAAAGCUCUCCUUCAAGUCUUUACUCAGGUUAUUUUUGUUCUUCUGAAAGUUCUUCACCUGAGGAGAUUAAGUAUCAAACACCGGGCACACAUUGCUUGAAUGGAUUAUGGUCGGACUCCAAGGCACCGAAUUCUCGUGUUAGGACGAAUGAAAAUGAGUAUAAGAUGGAUGAACUUAAUUUGUCUGAAAAUUUUUACAGAAUGAAUGUAGGAGAUGGAAAGGAUUGUUUAAGAUCGAGGGAAUUAAGAACUGACGUAGAUGGGUUCAGGUUUAGGGAUUCUUCCCCGGGUGGGGCUCUGCCCUGCAAUGUUGAAAACUGUGGUGCAUUGGAAGGUCUUAACCAAAAUGCUUUAGAUUAUGGAGCGUUUCAAUCUUCUCUCUAUAGACCUUCUGUGCCUUUGUAUGAUGAUAGGAGGUCAGCAUUGCCCGGGACAAAGCAAGGCUAUGAAGAAAGGAAUCCAAUAGUGUCUAAGCUUCGUGAAAAUCAAUCCGUUCCUAUGUAUUCUUACCCUGGUUGCUAUGAAAACCAGAUAAACUAUCCUAUGGAAAGAACUAAAGAGAAAGGAAAUGACUAUUACCAUAGGUCAAUUCAAUUACAGAACACAGCUAUGAGUAGACCUUGUCUUAAUAAUGGGUUCUACUGCUCACAGCAGCUCGGAAUGGAUUCUAGUAUGGCUAGGGGUGUAUACAAUUCCCAUCAUUUGAUGCGAUCCAAGUUGGCAUUGAGUGGCAAAAGCCCACUAUAUCAUUGUUCAUUGUUGGACGAAAGGACUGGAGCAAUCUCAAAUGGUGGAGUCCCUCUAUCUCAUUCGAUGAUGAAAGGUGGAAGGGAUAUUGAGGCUUUUGAUUGUGAGGAUAGCAUCAUCUUUCAGGGACGAAAUCUAAAUUAUGUUGUUAACAAGAAAUCUGAUUGUUCUAGAGGCCAGAAGAAGAAUUCGUGGAAUGAAGUUGCAUUGCAAAACUCUAGAGAGAAAAGCUCCAAAAUUGAUUCUCAGUCCAUUCCUCUGGGAGUUUGCGAAAGUGGUCAGAUUCCAAGAAGGUGUUUCCCAUUGCUUCUGCGACCAGAUUAUAGUUCCUUAGCUGAGGUCCAAGGUUGUAUGUACUUCAUAGCAAAGGAUCAGCAUGGUUGUCGGUUCUUGCAAAAGAUUUUUGAGGAGGGAAACAGUCAAGACAUCCAAGCUAUAUUUGAGGAAAUUAUUGAUCAUAUUGUUGAACUUAUGAUGAACCCCUUUGGAAAUUAUCUUGUGCAGAAAUUAUUGGAAGUUUGCAAUGAAAAACAGAGAUUGCAGAUUGUGAAUAUAGUGACUAAAGAAUCAGGCGAGCUAGUCAGAAUCUCUUUAAACACACAUGGCACACGCUCGGUGCAAAAGUUAAUUGAGACUCUCAAAACUAGGCAUGAGAUAUCAUUAGUUAUAUCAGCACUUGAACCAGGUUUUCUUGAUCUCAUUAAGGACCUGAACGGAAAUCAUGUGGUGCAGCGUUGCUUGCAAUGCCUUAGCAGUGAAGAUAAUGAGUUUAUUUUUGAUGCUGCGGCAAAGUUUUGUGUUGAUGUUGCUACUCAUCGGCAUGGAUGUUGUGUUCUCCAACGAUGCAUAGCUCAUUCAGUUGGGAAACAUCAAGAAAAGUUGGUUGCUGAAAUUUCAGCCAAUGGGCUUCUCCUAGCUCAAGAUGCUUUUGGAAACUAUGUUGUUCAGUAUAUCAUAGAGCUGAAGAUCCCGUCCGCUGCUGCCAACUUAAUUUCUCUAUUUGAAGGGAACUACGUGCAGCUCUCAAUGCAAAAAUUCAGCAGCCAUGUUGUUGAGAAGUGCCUCAGGUGUAUUGAUGAGAGCCGCUCAAGGAUCAUUCAUGAAUUGCUUUCAGUCUCUCACUUUGAACAGUUGCUGCAAGACCCAUAUGCUAACUAUGUCAUUCAAUCUGCACUUGAAGUUACCAAGGGUGCUCUUCGUGCUUCAUUGGUUGAAGUAGUCCGGCCACACACAAUCUUGCGCACCAGCCCAUAUUGCAAGAGGAUUUUCUCACGAAACCUCUUGAAAAAGUAAUGUGCAAUCACCUGCGAUAAGAAGUGUUGUUGUUCACCCAAGAACUCAACCAUGUUUAUUAAUAAUUUUACUCUAGUCUAAAACCAGUGCCACCAGAUGCUCCCUUGGCAAACUUUAGCACUUGUGUUGCCUAAGUGAUUCCCAUGAGUCUACUUUUCAGUGUGCUGAAAGCAAGUUUUAUUACUAGUUGCUAAUCAUUUGGGUAAGCAAGCAUUUGUAUUAUUCUAUUGUCUAGUUUAUUAGACUUUAAACCAUGGGAUUUUACUGGAUAACUGUUUUUGCUUUCAAAAUGUGUUGUAUGGAUUGCCCUUGAUUGUACUCCGUUUUAGUCUAGUAUUGGUAUCGUUCAUGUAUCCUACCAUUGGCUGAAGGACUAUUCAAUAUUUGGUGUACAUGAAUAGAAUUGAAUGGUGGAAAUGAUCAUUUUAUUUUUACAUAUUUCAUAAACUUUUUU